Lepisosteus oculatus (spotted gar) is the source of this 5268-nucleotide messenger RNA. NCBI's taxonomy places the organism in Eukaryota, Metazoa, Chordata, Actinopteri, Semionotiformes, Lepisosteidae. The record is from RefSeq and is a predicted model, not a curated record.
ACUUUAUUUCUCUCUCUUUUCUGCUGUUAGACAGUGAGCUGGUGAGGGAGAGUGGUGUGUGUGCCGCCCCGGAGCGGAGAGGUGCCGUGCGGGCCGCCCCGCCGCCCUCAAGCCCGGGCGGUUGUUAUGACGAUGUCAAAUCCGUGAUCGGGUACAAGAUGGCGGGUGUGGCGAGACGCGACAGAGUACUUUUCAGCUGUUGUUGUGUUGUCAAGCCCUGUUGCCAUACGGCCUUGAGAGAGGAGGAGGUCAAAGCAGUGCUGGGUCCGGUCAUGGCAACUCCAGCCUAUGUAGGGGAGCUGCAACAGUCCUCCCAGCCUCAGGGGGGCGGUGUGGUGACAGGACAGGCACAACAGACCCAGCCACCCGCUGCUCCCCCUCCCACGCCAGCACAGUACAUGGCAGAGCUGCAAAGCGCUCCUCCCCCCCAAGCGGGACAGAGCAAUACCACUCCUGCAACUCCCUCUGGGCAGAAAUCGGCCCCCCCGGCUGGCACUGCCCCCCCACAGACACCUACGCAGACGCAGUAUGUUACCGCGGAGAUACAGAGUUCACCCACCCAGCCUGGCAGUGGCCAGGGCACUGCGCAGUACAUCGUGGUCACUGUCACAGGUCACUCGCUCUCUCAGAGGCUGGUGGUCCAGGCAGCAUCUCCAGGGACGAAGGGGGGGACAGUGUCUGCAGUGUCCGUUCUGUCUGUCCACCCUGUCCAGCCACAGGGUCACUCCCCCCCUGAGCAGAGGUCAGUAGUGCAGGCAGCGCCCCAGACGGCCAAGACAGGACAGAGUGCCCAGUUGAGUGUUACAAACCUGCAGCAAGUACAUCUGACCCAAGAGAGUCCAGGAAGCAGAGGUGUUGAGGCAGGGAGGCAGAGAGAGACAGAGAGAGAGAGGGGAGCCUUGCAGUGGGGGUCAGUCAAGCAGAUAGACUCUGAGACAGAUGGACAGCCUCCCUCCCGCUCCCCCUCGCCCCACUGCAGCCCGGGCUACGACAGGAACUACAGCUCCCUGUGCCCUGCCUUUCACCCCUCGCUCCCUUUCUCCUUCCCUUUCUCCCUCCCUCUCCAUUUCCCCCUCUCCCUUCCUCUGCUGCCCCCUACUGGCACCCCAGUCACAGUGCAGCCCCUGCCCCAGCUACUGCUCUACGAGACAGCGGGGGCAACAGCCUUGAGAGUGCAGCAGCUCCAGCAGGUCCCAGUACAGCACGUCUACUCCAGUCAGGUCCAAUAUGUAGAAGGAGGCGAUGCAGGUUACACCACCAGCACAAUUAAGUAUCAUUACUAUGGGCUGCGGAUCAAGGCGAGCUCCCCUCUGCUGCGUCUCAUGGAGGACCAGCAACACCUGGCUAUGAGGCAGCAGCCAUUCUCUCAGAAACAGAGUGGUUGCUUGUGUCGGUGUGUAUGCAGUGACCACUCACACUCUUGCUCUCUCAGCCAUGACGAGUCGGAGAAGCGGCUGCCCAAGGCGUGCUUGGUGUUGCUGUGCAAAUACGAGCCAGUGCUGCGCUGGAGCCGGGAAUGCGACAACACGCUGUACCAGGGGCUGGUGGAGAUUCUCAUCCCUGACGUGCUGCGACCCAUCCCCAGUGCCUUAACUCAAGCCAUCCGAAACUUCGCCAAGAGCCUGGAGAGCUGGCUGACCACUGCCAUGAUGAACAUCCCUGAGGAGAUGGUCCGGGUCAAGGUGACCUCUGCCAGUGCAUUUGCACAGACACUGCGCAGGUACACAUCCCUCAACCACCUGGCACAGGCAGCCCGCGCAGUCCUGCAGAAUACUGCACAGAUCAACCAGAUGCUUAGCGACCUCAACCGUGUUGACUUCGCCAACGUACAGGAGCAGGCGUCCUGGGUGUGUCGCUGUGAGGACCGGGUGGUCCAGCGGCUGGAGCAGGACUUCAAGCUGACCCUGCAGCAGCAGAACUCCCUGGAGCAAUGGGCUGCCUGGCUGGAUGGGGUCGUGGCCCAGGUGCUUAAGCCAUACCAGGCCAGCCCUGCCUUCCCCCGCGCGGCCAAGCUCUUCCUGCUGAAGUGGUCAUUCUACAGCUCCAUGGUGAUCAGGGACCUGACCCUGCGCAGUGCUGCCAGCUUUGGCAGCUUCCACCUGAUCCGGCUGCUGUACGACGAGUACAUGUACUACCUGAUAGAGCACCGCGUGGCCCAGGCCAAGGGAGAGACCCCCAUUGCUGUCAUGGGCGAGUUUGCUAGCCUGGGAAGGAGUCUGAACACACUGGACCCUGAUAAAGAGGAGGAAGAGGAGGAGGAGGAGGAGAGUGAUGAAGAGUGCUCGCAGGAGCUGUCUCUGCCUUCAGACUCCUCCGGGCUGCCUGUCGACUCUCUGGAGCCUCCCACCAAGCUGCCCCGCACUGACCCCAGAGGCCUGUUCAGCACCGCACCCCCAGACAACUGAGGGGAACACUGAGACCCUGCCACACACACGCACCCCAGUAUCUGCAGCGGGAGAGUCAGGCACAUAGUCCCAUUCGCCUGUCUCCAGCCCACUCCUCCGCACCACACAGCCUGUCCACAAACUGUCCACAGACACAGUCCUCUGACAGCCUCAUGGAACUGAACAAUCACUCCUCCACAGGUGGAGCCCAACCUUCACUGCCUUGCUACCAGUCCUGUAGUGGGACUCCUAGUGGGCUUGUCUCCACCUAGAGGCCCUUCAUGCAGGGUAAGGCACCAGCCUCACCAGUGCCCACCAAUCAGAAUCUAAGGCUAAGGGUUACAGGGUGUCCAGUCAGUUUGGAGGCUGUGUGGCCCAAUCAUGUUGCAGUGGGGUGGGAGGCCCUAGGUGUGAGUGGCUAGUAGCUGCAGUAACUGAAAGGGUAGCGUGGCUGUACAGUACGUACCCAUGUGUGAAGAGCUGAGUGAGAAACUGCACAUCUUCAGCCGCUCUGUGUAUGAGUGCCUGCGUUCGUGCCUGUCUGUGCUUAGCGUCGUGUUUGUGGGCUGUGUCUUGGUGAACUCUGCUGAAGGUGGCCUUCAAAGGCAUAAAUUGACUGUUAGGGCCCUGGAGGCUGCUCUGUUAUUCUACUCAGUCUAACCCUGACGCACAGGGGAUAGAAGCUGCUGUAGGUGACAGACGUGCGUGAGUGCGUGCGUGCGUGCGUGAUUUUUGCUGUUCUGUUGCUCUUCUUGUUUUCAAUCCCAGUGGCCUCAUUCAGUCCAGACACGUAACUGUUUUUGCAUAUUUUGUUGGUAUGAUCAAUGUAUUAAAAAUUGAGAUUAGUGUUACUUUUAUUUUUGCGUUUUGUGCCAAAAAUGUAUUACCUGCCUUGGUGAAUGAUGCACUUAAUUUCCUGCCAGCAUUUCUCUUGAAAUAAAAACUUGGAGCAGCAAAGAGCGAACAGUGUGUGUGUGUGAGAGAGAGAGAGGUUGUGUUCAUGUGUGUAAUCGAGAUAGAGCUGUGGGUGUAUGAAUGCUGUGUUUGUGAGAGAGAGAGAGCUGUGUGAAAACUUUGUGCCUGUGUGCAUAAAGUUCACCCAGACAACCAGCAGUGUUCAACACAUCACCCAAACUAUAAAAAGCUAGUGUGUGGAUUCUUCUACUUUUCUCUUGGUGUGGGCCUGUGUGUCUUGGGUGGCUGGCUGGGGGGCAGUGGGCAGUGCACUGGUGUCGGCCUGCCCUCUGUCUUCUCUCUACCCUUCCCUCCCUUUGUACCGUGGAAUCAUCUCCGGUUUCUGUCUGUCCUCGAAGCGCUUUACCACAGCUUCCACAGCUUCUCAUCCUCAUCACAGUCUGCUCUCGGUAUUUCACACCGCACUCGCAUCAGGCUACCAAGAGCCUAUGGGCCGUUUCUAGCUGCAGCUCCUUCCUGUUUAUUUUCUAAUAUGAGUCACAAAAGUGUUUCCUCUUGAUUGCUGAACACUGGUAGUCUGAAUGCGAGUGACCUGGAUUUCUGAAUGUGGCUUGGAGAACCCUGUGCCGUUGGUGUGUGUUUAAGUGUGUGUGGGGGUUCUAUGCAAUGAAAAGCAAAUGUUUUAAUUUUUAAAGUAUAUAAAUAAAUGAUUUUUUUAAAUGGCAGACUGUCAAAGAUCUGGAGAUUUCUUUUUCCCCUUGUGAUGUUACUCUACACCUGUAGUCAAACAGGGAUAGACCAGUGUAUCCUUCAUCUGACAUGAGCAGCACAGUUCACAUCUCCUCUAUCCUGUCCUGCAGUGGAACAAGGGAGGGUGAGCAAAGAGUGAUAAACCCCUGCAAACCAACAGGGAACAGAGAGAAGGGCGAUCAAGGCUCCUUCAGUAAUAAAUCUAUAACAGAGGGAUUCUCGGUCUCCUAUCCUAUCAUACACACAGCAGGACAGGAGACUGAGAGGAGCCAUAGACUCAGCUCACUUACCCCAAUUCCACUCCAUCAGCUGCCAUUAUCCCAAAGCCCUUGAAAUCUCCAGAUUCAUGGUCAGCCUUUACCCUCAGCAGAAUUCUCUUCAUUUUCUGAACAGCCCUGUGAGAAACCAGCAGUGCCACCAAGGAUUUUCCAACACAAAACCAGCUUGAGAAUUUUUGCUUAAGAUAUGAAAAUGUGGGGUAACUUUUAUUUCAGGUGGCUUCUGCUGCAGCGUGUAUAAAAGGUCACCUGAGCUUUCAGAUGCAUCACAGCCUUUUGGACGCAUAGCAGCAGAGGUCACAUGAACUCUCAGUGUCCAGUGUUGUGCAGGGCGUCCAGCCCACAGUGCUCUGCCUCUUUCUGACACUUUGCUGCAGUAUCACAGCGUGUUCAAGGACAGCAGCAAGUUCUUCUUAGAAACAUUUGCGAAGAUAUUAUAAAUAAACCUGUGAUAUGUUUUCCUACUUUAAAUGUAAUUAUUAUAAAAAUGAUCAUUAUUAGCAAUUACAAAAGUGAGAAACUGUACUACUUUGUGAUAAAAAUACUUGAGAUGUUUUUUUUUAUUUUAUCCAACCAUCAUGGCCUUAUUUGAUCUCGCUGUCAGUGUUCUUAUUCAGAUGUGAUUAUUACAAUAUUUUUACUAUUAGAGAUAAAAAUCCGCUGCCGUCUUUAGAAGGACGAGGUUUUUCCUCUAGGUUUGUGUUUGGAUGAACUGGUUAGUCCACUGGUUGUCUGAGCCCCCCUGUGUUGUACUGUACCCAUCACUGACCUCCAUGUGCUCCCUUAACUCACAGCAGGGAGGAGAAACGGGGGAAUGCACCAGUGCCCUCUUCUGUAUCAAGAGAGAACUCGGCAUCUCAUCUUCAAAGUGGAAAAACUGUUUUCUACCUUUUUUUGUAACUUUUUCUUCCAAGAAGUAAAAAAAAAAACUGCAAGCCUGA